This is a messenger RNA of Apodemus sylvaticus (European woodmouse), 1080 nucleotides long. RefSeq names its product family with sequence similarity 170 member A (gene Fam170a). The transcript has 5 exons. Gene Ontology annotation, cellular component: nucleus. NCBI's taxonomy places the organism in Eukaryota, Metazoa, Chordata, Mammalia, Rodentia, Muridae. The record is from RefSeq and is a predicted model, not a curated record. Gene Ontology annotation, biological process: fertilization. Bases 1 to 1080 code for a protein of 359 amino acids.
AUGAAACGGCGACAAAAGAGGAAACAUCUGGAAAUUGAAGAGUCAAAGGAAACUGGAAUUUCAAAGUCACAAGAGGAUAUCUCUCAGCCCGAAUCCACUGGAGUGGCCAAAGCCCAGAGCCCAGGGGUAGGGGAGGUCUCCUCUGCCUCCGAAUACUUCUCCUGUGUUUCUUCUCCACACAAGCUCAUCCAUCGUAGUAAGGGAACCCGGAAAUUGCUACAAGACAGUUCCAAGCCUAGAUCACCACUAGAGCAGGUCCCGGAAGGAGAGGCGACUACUGCCCCCUCACAGCAGGCCUCCUCAUCCUGUCCAUCUUAUAAGACUUGUGUGUCCUCUCUGUGUAUGAACAAAGAGGAGAGGGGGAUGAAAAUAUACUACAUGCAGGUGCAAAUGAAAAAAGGUGUGGCCAUCUCCUGGGACACAAAGGAAACCUCAGAGUCCCUAGAAAAGCAGCCAAGGAUGGAAGAAGCCACCCUUCCUGAGGGUGUGUGGGUAGGUACUCCACCCUCUGAUGUGUCCACCAGAAACCUCCUGUCGGACAGUGAACCCAUUGGGGAAGAGAAAGAACAUGAGGAAAAACCAGAGUCAGACAGCCCACCAGGGUCUCCCAUGGUUGAAGAGAGACCCAGGGCCAAGACACCUGACUGGCUGGUGACCAUGGAGAAUGGCUUCAGGUGCAUGGCCUGCUGCAGGGUCUUCGCCACCAUGGAGAGCCUCCAAGAGCACGUGCAGUACGGGAUCAGGGAGGGCUUCAGCUGCCACGUCUUCCAUCUCACCAUGGCUCAGCGGAUCGGCAACAUGGAAGCAGAGAACACCCAGGAGGAGGAAGAGGACCACAACGAGGAGAAAGAGAAACCCAAGGAGAAGGCAGCUGAGGAGCCGCAGCCCACAGAGGACGAUGUUGGUGUGAAGAAACCCUGGAGCCAAUGUCCAGGCUGUGUGUUUGACUCUCCAAAGGACAGAACAACUGAGAUUCCUGGGUCAGAAGAACCUGCAAGAUGGGGUGGCCCUUUCUUGGGAGAGGAAGAAGAAAGGACCAUCGAGACAACAGUGGCAGCAGACAGAAUGCCAGUAGUGUGA